Spirodela intermedia is the source of this 14577-nucleotide messenger RNA. NCBI's taxonomy places the organism in Eukaryota, Viridiplantae, Streptophyta, Magnoliopsida, Alismatales, Araceae. The record is from the annotation of a GenBank genome assembly.
AUGGAGGAAACAGCGGAAGAGUUGCUUAGUGACCGGGUGGUAUUGCCACCAGCUACAAAGCCUUCGGAGCCAGAGACGGAUUAUGACGAGGCCAUGGCUAGAGUAGGCGGAGAAGCAACGUCGUCACUGAAAAGUGAUUACCACAAUUUAUCCCCCUCCCGCCCUUCUACUGUCACCAGUUUUAGGUUAAUUGCCCAGCUUCGCAGUAACAGCAUCCAGAGAUUUAGAAAGCAGAUGCAGCGGGUUUGGAAGAGGACCCCUGGCAGUUCUCGGGAGCAAGAGAUGAAAACGAGCGUGAAUUUGGAGGCAAUGGCAAAUCAGAAGAGACAAUGGUAUCAAAUCCAUUCCCAAUCACAGGUAAACAGAGGUUUUUUACCUUAUUUAUGCAUUCAUGUCGGAAAAAGGUCACCAACCAAUCGUACUUUGGCGCGUGCCACCUCUUAUUUGGCCACACAGUGCAUAGAGCUCAUUGGUUUUGUCGCCAUGGGGAUGACGUGUGUUCUGCUUACAGAGUAAAGACGCGGAACAAAACGUUACGGAUCAAUAGGUGGGGUAAAUGGUUCAGUUGGUGAUUUAUGCUCUGAAACCAGCGUCUGGAAAUAUAGUAGGACCGAGUUAACAAUUUGAUAUUGGAAAAUGCAUACUUAGUGCCAUCUAUAACUCUCAAUGUGAAUAAAUACUUUUUUUAUAACCAAGGAUGAGAUGAGGAUUGGAGAUGCCCCUGGAUUGAUAGUUAAUUGAAUAGACGGUGUCAGUAUCACCUGUCUGUAGCGAUCAUUUUUGGAAAAAAUGGGUCACUCUCUAUAAAUAUUUAAUGAUAUUUGUAGUUGGCUUCUGAACUUUCUGUGAAAUGAGACAGAUUACCACGUGUUAGUUUGUAAGUUGUUCUCAUUGAGUCAUUUUUCAAAUCAGACAGCACCACUUUGCAAGAGUAGUUAGGUUUGAUCUCUUUGAAAGUGGAUGAUGGUACCUACCCCUCCCCAAAUGGCAACAUCCUACCCCAAGUCUAAACUCAUCUACGAAUUCUGGAUUCCCAGAGUAAUAGAAUCACAAUCUUCUUUAUAAUGAAGCAAUCUCACUAACUCUCGCACUCUGUCAGAAAGAAAAAAAAAACAAAACAGAAAACCCUAUCAACUGAAAAACUAGCUGUAAAUAAAUGAUCCUUCUGCUCAUUCCAGCAGGUCAAAAGUGUUGCAUAGAGGAUGUGCAAUCCAUACACUUCAACCUUUGAGUAAAAAGCUACGGUUCUACCCUCUCUGUGUCUCCAUCAUAGCAAGAAUGUUAAAACUAAUCCCUCGUGUAGUCAAGAGUCUCUGGCCUAUCUAGUGUGAGAAGGAAGACCCACCCUAGAAGCUAAUAAUUCUUGUCUUUCUCCUUCUCCCUAGAAAGGCCAUUGGAAGGUAUCACGAAUGACAAGUAGUUGAUCAAAUAGAAAGAUAUCCUUAUGAAAAUUUCACUGAAGAAUAUGUCAGGGGUUAAUAACCUUGAGUGAUUCAUACAUAUUAUUUCUAGGAAAAUGAUGAUGUAACCCCCAUCAUCCAACUACAACUCUUAGGGGAAGCUCUCUCCACUGACCACUGAAAUAUACUUAUUUCCUUAAAACUUUUGUUGACUUGUCUCCAGAAUUUUAGUAGUAGAGUUGUAAAAAGAUUUGUACUCAAGAACACGGUCAGGACUGCAAGCCUGGGGCAACCUACCAAGUUCUAGCACUACUCUUCUUUUAAUACAACCCCAAAGAGUUGCAAUAAGUCUGGUCUCUUCCAAGUGAUCUAUAACGUUGGCUUGACCCAAUGUGAGUAAUGGGCGAACUCGAACCGUCUCCGUUUAAGUACCAUGCGAGGUCUUCUACUCUAUAAGGGGUGAGGUUUUGUUUUGCUGUGUUUUAUUGUGUUGCACUGCUGAAACUCUCCAGGGCACUCUCUGUUUAACUUUGUCGUCUCAAACCAACAAGAACAAGACUAGAACUUUUAACUGUCUUUUACAUCGAAACUAUCAGUGUAUAUAAUUUUUAUACUUUUUGAGCCACCAUUGGGUGCUCAGCAUUAAUGCGUGGGUGGGAUAGUUUUUGUUUAAAAUUGGUCUGGUUGAGGUUUGCGUGUGGUUGAGCAGUUGACUUCCUUUUUUAUUUGACGUGAGUUAUAAUCCACCACCAGUUGGAGCCACCCAGCCUCAAGUACAGUACAAAGGACGUUAACAGUCCGUAUUCUUACCAAGUUAUAUUUAACUGGAGUUAAGGUCCAUAUUGAGCAAGAAGAUGGUACCAAUUCAGCUCAUCAUUUUUUGGUGUUACAGAGUUCUGUGACACAAGAUCUUUUGGAUGAAGAAUGGUCUUUGGCUACCAUAAUUCUAUUUCACAUUUGUGAAUUGGUGAAUUGAAAUUCCUGAUGAAUUAUUUUCAGGUUAUUUUUAGAGAACCAAAAAGAAUGGCCCAAGACUAACCUAAUGGUUCUCCAAUGAAUGUGAUUCUCCAAGACAAAAAAACGGGAAACGAUUAGUUCAAAACAAACCCUUAUACGUAUGCCUCAGUCUUACCUCAUUUAUUUAAUUUCACCAAUGUUCGCUGUUUGCAGUUGUAUCGCAUGUUGUACUUUUGCACGCUUCUUUCAGAAUGAUAUUCAGAAUAAUUCAUUUUCGUGUUUCCUAAUUUUUGUCCUACUGUUACUGGCUUUUCAUUUUUCAAGUAUGUUUACAUUAUACAGGGGUAUAAACGACAAAAGGAACCCAUAUCAUUGUUUGAACACUUCUUUAUUGUCGGUCUUCAUUCAUGUUCAAAUCUGGAAGCCAUUGAAGAUACUUUUGCUAAAAGAAAGACAUGGGAGGCAGAGAUGGAAAAAUCAGAAAUCUUUGAUCUGAGGAAGCUUCCGUACCAUAGGCGUCCACCUCUUCUUGAACCUCAGGUCUGCUUGGUUGAUAAACUAGAUGAUAAUUGGUUCGGUUUUCUUUAUUAUUUCGCGCUCAUGCCUCCACGAAAAGUUUUGAAAACUAUCUCUUGGUCACGAGUUAAGUAAAAAAACAUAUUUUAGACUGCAUUUUUGUAAGUUGAAUAGUUUUAUUUUUUUUUCAUCGGGAUGACAAUAAGGGCCCAAUUAUGCUCAAAUAUUUGUGCUUCCGUUUUUCCUUCACUGAUGUGAAAUUUCUCAGGCCGUAAGUUCUUCAUACAUUGAUUGCUUUUUGUCCACAAAAGUAUUAUUGCUUCUUUUACUUCCAGUAUUUUUUUAAUUAUUUCCAUACGUGGCAACAAAUUACACAUGGUUCACCUAACUGUUCGCCUAUUUGGUUUUUGCGAUAAUUAUUUCUAUGCAAAUUUUCCUAUGUCAAGCCCAAAAUACUAAUACGCGUGGUUUUUCAUCAUCUUAGGUUCUAUUCAAGUACCCCCCUGGAAGGAUGUCAACAAGGAUGGAGAAAGAUUUAGCUGCUUUCUGUUUUCCUGGUGGCGUUGAGGUUAAAUAUUUGGACCUUUGCCUUAGUCUUUUUUUAUACAGUAUCUUAAAACAGUGCUUCCUGCAAGUUCCAGUCAACACUUGAGUUUUCUAUUGAGUUGUAUUUGCUGCCAGAAAAAGCUGAGGCUUCCUCUGCUUCUUUGUGGUGCAUCACUUUGACUAUUUGUUUGAUGAUGCGUGCUCAUGAACCUUUCUCUCGUAAUAAUGUAGGCUCGUCUGAUGGAAAGGACACCCUCAAUGAAUGAUCUGAAUGAAGUCGUAUUUGGUCAAGUAUGUGAAACUUAAUCGUAAAUUUUUUUGCUUCCAGUUUAAGAUAGUAACUCAUUUAUGCUGUUGUUAUAGUAACAUCUAAUACGGCUUAGUCAUAAUUCCAAACCAAGUUGCGGUUUAAGUCUUAGGUCAGCAGGAUAUUGUUAUUUCCUAAGCCAUACCAUACCAUUUAACCGUUAUUUUCGAGAUUCCUCUAAUGGUUGUUGGGAUUCCUGGGUUGUAGUUUGUGGUGACUGAUGCAAGAUCUUGUGAAUACUUGAUUUAUUUUUGAAACUUAUCUUCAGCGCUUAAAAUGACCUUGGAAGACAAUUUAUAUGAAGAAUUUUUCUGACAUAUUUAUGCUUCUAUUCUAUGUAGGAACAUCUAGCCAGAGAUGAUUCUUCAUUCAUCUUUUGUUUAAAGGUUUGUCAUUUAUUAUUAUUUUUUAAAAAUAUUAUAUAUAUAUAUAUAUUAUGAGUUUUUUUUAAUGAUUGCGUAAGUUGGAAUUUUGUUUAAAAUUUAGCAUGAGCUUAAUUUGCACAAAUGCACUCAUGUCUGAUCUAUUUUGCUGGGGGUGUGCUAACCUCUUGGGUGGGUGCACCUAGUUUUUGGCACAUUGGCUCUUCAGUCCACAUCUGUAUUUUUCUUGGUUCUACUUAUGUUUUUGCUGUAGAAAUUUAAAAGACCAUGUUGUUUUCUUUUGGAAAGGUGGUCUCUGUUUUCAGUGUACUCCCAAAGAUCUGUACAACGAUUGUAGACUGCACCAAGGUAAUGUUGGCUAUGCUAGUUGUUAAAAGCACCGAAAAUGACAAAACACUGCCCUCCAUCUUUGUUGUCAUUGUUAGAAGAAAAGACUUCUGUUGAGGUUAAUGAAUAUUUUCUGCUGCCAAUUUGUAUGGUGUGUAUCAUUUUGAUUGUGUCAUGAUAUCACACACCAUAUGUAUACCAUAUCUUUUCAAAUAAUCUCUUGGCCUUCGCUGGAUUACAUCCUGGCUAUUUUUGCGGCAUUUGAGUAUCUACAAGCCGUUUCAGUACCUGCUAACCAUUAGUAUUUUAGUCCUGUAUUGAUAAGCAACUCCGAUCUCGGUUCAGAUUUUUUUUAAAACCAGAGGUUCCUUUUUUAGAAACUUUGGUUCAAUAAAAUUUCUUUGAGUGAAUUGAAGCUAAAAGAUCAUUUUAAGCAAAAAGAUGUAACAUGUUGAUGAAAUUUCUUUGUUUAUACACGUCGUAUGAUGAAAUUGGCAAUGCACCAAAGUUUGUCAGUGAACUUUAAUUGUUGAGGGGCCAAUGGGAUACAGCCAGCGGACUUGGCCGCAUGGAUAAAUCUACUCAAUAUUGUUAUAUUUUUGAGUUGGAAUGAUUAUGAAAGCAAAUUCACCGAGGAAUUUGCAGUUAUUUAGGGGCUUGUUCAUCACUAGACAUGUUCGUUUUGAUGGUAUUCGAAGAGGUCAACGAUUCUUUGAAAUUACUGCACGUUGGUGUAAAAUUGGAUGCAAGUAUUUUUUGUGGGGUUCCCUUUGGUUGAAAUUUUCAGUUGUGCUGGAAACAAUGGGUUCACAUAUUGCAUGGUUUGCAUAGUUUCAGUGAAUUAUGAUACCUUUAAAAAUAAAUAUUUUUCAACAUAAUCAUACUUAUCUUUUUAGAUAGUCAGGCGAAGAUAUUGAGAUGCCAUGCAUACUUUAUCCAAAUUUCAAUUUUAUUUCAAGUUCCUCUUUUCGCAAGCAAGCUGCACGGGUGCAGUGCUCUUAUAUGAUAUCCAAUUUCCCUCUUUCCUGCAAUGUGAUGUUCAAAUUUUUUCAGGCAUCAGAUAAUACAACACUGUAUGGUGUUUGCUUACAUGUAAAAGAAAUAGUACAGAGGGCGCCUGGUAUUUUAGGUGCUAUCUUGCCUCUUUCCCAGACCAGCAGCAAAUCCGGUCGCUUCUUGGUUUCUGCUCCACGUUGUUAUUGCUUGCUUACGAGAGUUCCUUUUUUUGAGCUGCAUUAUGAGAUGUUGAACAGGUUCAUCCCAGAUAUCUUAAUUUUUUAUAAUAUUUUAUCUGUUGGAAUUCUGCAUUUUUUAACAAAUGACAUUUGUCUAAGCAUUCCUAGCAUCGAGAUGAUUUAUUUUUUUUCAUACACAGUGUAAUAUCACAGGAACGGUUGGAGAGGAUAACGCAGUUCGUUAGUGACAUGUCUCUCACAGAUUAUGUCCCACGAGGAGUUAAUGAUCAUGACCAAGUCGUUGAGGGUGUGAAUACCCAAAGCAUGGGAUACUCCACCAAUUGGAUGGAUUCUGCAAUACCAGUUGCUGCAGUUUUAGGCCUCACUACCCCUUCAUCAAGGAAAAUAUCAGACAAAGAUAUUUCUUCAUUUUCAUUCAGGAUAAAUGAACCUGAAUCACCUGAAAGUGGUGUCACUAGUGAAGCUUCGGAUUUUGCUUACAUGAAAGAGCUAGAUAAGGAUGGGCCAAGAAGUCCGCUCUAUAUUGAUGAUUUUGCAUCUGAGAGCUCAGAGUCACGCUGCGAUAGUUUUGAGAGAGCAAAUGGAAUCUUUGAAAAUGGUCAAAUUUCGCCAACGAUUUAUUGUUCCAGUCACAAGUUGGAGCGCAUUGAAAGCUUGGAGUCUAUUUAUAGGUGAGAGGGUUAUUUUUUACAUGAAAAAGUCAGUGUCUUUCCAGGCAACUUGAAUCAUUUAUAUCUUAAUCCAGAAAUUUCUAUUUCUUCAUUAAUUCUUUGCCAGAAUCUGUGAUACCGCGUUCUUUAAUCUAGUGCACUCAACUGUGUUGCUUUGCAAUGACAAAAAUGCAUUGACUUUGGACAGUUCAGUUAGGAGUAUGCGAUCAGAUUGUGAAGAUGACGAAGUAAUUUCCAAGUGUGAGAAUGUUAUUAGUGAUAAAAAAGUAAUGGAAUGGGCCAAGGUAUAUAUAUAUAUAUGUAUAUAUCUUUUAUGGAAUUAUACACCCGGACAUCGAUUUAGGGGGUUUAUUGUCAUGCUAGUUUCUGAAUAUCUGAUGUGUCACAGGAAAACAAUAAUGAAGCAUUGCAAAUUGUUUGCCGUUAUCAUUCUCUUCCUGUUCCUUUGAGGGGGAGUGAGAUAAUUUUUCAUCCUUUGGAACAUCUGCAACCAUUCAGAUACAACCGACCUGGAGUUUCUGCUCUGGGCUUGAGUGGGACGUACUCUGAUGUUGAGCUUUCUUAUCCAUCAGAGGUUGAUGAAGUAAGAAAUAUGAUUUGACCGUUUGGUUAUAAUGGCCACUAUUCUUCUGUUAUUUUUUUCAUUAACAGAGUAUCUGAUAUGCUCACUUAUUUCUCAGGUCAAUGCAAGAUUGGGAGCUGCCGAGGAAGCUCUUGCAUUAUCCAUAUGGACGACAGCAACAAUUUGCCGUGCUUUAUCUCUUGAGAGUGUAAGCUUUCUUUCUUACGGAAGGUUGAACAUUUAGGAUUGAAGUUUCAUUGUUUUUCAUGUUCGUAUACUCUUUUAGUGACCUGCUAUUCCUAGAUAACUUUAUAUAUUUUACUAUUUUACUUCGAAAAAUUAGUAGAAAAAUUAAAUGGGUUCUUGCAUCUUUGGAAGGAACAAAUGGACUAGGUAACAGAAUGGUUCCACUAAUUCUGGCAUAUCAUCUGCAUCAUUUUUGGCUUCGUUCGAGAGUCACAAUUCAUAUCUUUAUGAGCACUGAUAAAGCUAGCAUUGUUAGUUCCUCCAACAGAGGAUCACUUGAAAAAUUAAGUGAAACUGAAUAAAUUGGAAAAUUCAAUGUGCUUGCAAAGAGGUUAUUCUUGCUAAAGAGCACCUGAUAUUGUAGUGCAGUCUCCAGACAUUUGGGAGCUGACCCAGAGAAAUUUGAAUGAACAAGACAGUGCUGUAAGUGGUAACAGACAGCGUGUCCUAUUAUUAUAGGACACGUGUGAACAUAUAUAUGUUUUCAGGUUUUCAGAUUUUUUGCCUCCAAAGCAGAUCUACAUUAGCUUCAGUAGCAUAUGUUAAUUAAAAUUGAUUAAGCAUUAGAUCUAUAAUUAAAAAAUUAUGGCCUUUGCAUUAGAUCUAUGCACAAAAAAUUAUGGCCUUUGGAUCAACUUGACUUUCCUACUAAUAAAUAAGUAAUGAUUCUUUCUACGUUGUUCAUUGAAAGUUGGACUAAAGACUUGAUAAAGUGCCUAGAUAUAUUCUUUGGUGGAUACUGAAAUAAAGGUGUUACCGGUGGUUAUAAAUCAUCAGACAAAUGGUUUGCAUAAAUAAUAAAUAAUCAGCGUUUUAAAUUCAUACGUUUUUUUUUCUCAUGUUGUGGGUAGCUUCACUGAUCAUAACCCAAAGGAAAUACCUGGGGUUAUGUUGUUUACUACGGACAUGACUAAGGACAAAUUGAAAUAUAAGCUAUUUUGUUGGUUCGUUUCCUAGUUUGUCGAUUUCCUACUAGUUAGGUAGUUUCCUUGUUUUGCAGCCAUUGUUUUCACCUUUACUUCAUAGACUUGGGCUGCAUCUCUGGCUUUAGAAUACGUCUGUUGGAUUGCAUCCCAGAUAUCCUUGGUUGUAGCCAAGAACAUUUGGCUCUAGUCUCAGGAGUCAUAGAAUUCUAUAACCAUGACAUAAUCAUAGAAUCUUCUCCGUCCCAUGCCGCAGACCGAGGAUCCCCUGGUUUUUGCCCUGUACCUGUGAGAUGGCUGAUCUUUCCUUUCCCUUUCAGCACAGUGAGAACAAAUCGGGACCACUUAAUGAUUGUGUUGAAAGCGUACACACCCUUUGGAUUGUGUUGUAGCAGUCAACUCUAAAAUUUUCGACAUCCAAAGAACUGGCAGCUACUUGCAGUGAAAGGAUUGUUGGUGUCGUUAGGAAAACGGACUUGCUUUGAGCAAUCAAGGCCAAAAGGAUAUACAAUGAAGGUCGAUGACCAAAAAAAAGGGUAUCAGCGAUCAAGGCUAAAAGAAUUGGCAAUGAAGGUCGAUGAUCAAAAGGUAUUAUCAGCAAUCACGCACAGCCCUAGAAUACUUACAUGCAAUGCAAAAGAGGAGAAGGUGAAAAGGCACGAACCAGAUGUUCAUGUUGCAGUACGCAUCCCCUACCUUUGAUUACUCCGUGAACCAGGCAACCCUCGACUAAACCCUAGGCUACUACAGAAGGAAGGAAGCAAACCUAGAUUCUCUGGAAACCAGCGGCUACAGCCUGGCUCUGAUAUCAUGUCGUGAACAGUGGUGCAAACUCUAGGAGGAUAUGCAGAGGAAAAAACUCAACUCGUAUUCACAUCAUAGAUGACUGAUAUAAACAAGUACGGGGAAUACAAAACAAGGAAACUACCUAACAACUAGGAAACGAACCCACAAACUAGGAAACGGUCUAACUAAGGACUGAACUCUUAAUGUCACGUUCUUUCCUGCACUAAAUAAGUCUUAGAAUCUAUGAGAAGUGUGGAGAGUUUAAGUUUUAUAUCUGUGUCUAUUUUCUAUUUUUAUUUUACUUUGUCAUCAAAGAGGAAGGUCAUCAAAAAAAAAUUGAGGCACUAAGGAAGAAAAAUGAAAUUGAAUUUGUUGAAUGUUGACAUGAGCGGAAGUGGAUCCAGGCCACUAUAUCCAAUUAAAUGUUUUUUUGUAGAUGAUGAUGCUGUUAUGACAAGAGGACAGAUUUAUUCACCAGAAACAGGAAAUUAUUAUUCAUAUUUAUGUUUAUACAACAUGUUAUCCCUACUUAUAUGCCUAUCAUGAAAAAACAAGAAAAGUUAUUGAUUUCUCCAUUGUUAGAAGGCACGAUGGUAUCACAUAGAGUUAGAAUUAGAUGUUCCUACAGAAAGAUGAACCGAUGACCAAUAUUUCCGAGGUAGAUCUAGGACGACUGGAUGAAUGACGUAUAAAAACCCAUCACGACGGAUAUAUAUGGGAUGUAGUUGUAAGCCUACAUUUUCUCAUUUUCUAUAAUAUUCGUCAGAUGUCAUUCCUAAUGGUUGAUGUGGCAUCCCAUUUCUAUAAGCAACACUACUGAGUACUUAAUUGAAUCUGCAAGAAGACAGACAGUACUGACAAAUGAUGGAAAUAUAAAUGUAUCAAAUACAAGAUGAAAAAGAAACUCAAAAAGAACUUUUGAAGACUCCUACUCAGACACUUUCAAUGAUGUAUAAAAAUGAAGUGUGCUAAAGUCUACCGUAUUGCAGAUUGAUUGACAUUCGUAUGAUGAGUGAUUCCUGUGGACUGAGUUUGAAGUUUUUUUGUGUAUGCAGAUUUUGGCUCUAUUUGCUGGUGCUUUACUGGAAAAACAAAUAGUAGUCAUGUGCCCAAAUUUGGUGAGUUUCCACUUUUGCAAAAAUUUAGAGUCGCGCAAUCAAUUCAUUGUCAGGAGAUUUAAUCGCCUGUUGGCUGUUUGGUUUAUCCUAUUUAAUUAUUACUAAUGCAGGGCAUUCUAUCUGCUACCAUUCUGUCACUUGUGCCAAUGAUUCGACCAUUUGAAUGGCAGAGCUUACUACUCCCAGUAAGUAUAAAAUACUGACAUCCAUGCCCAAUACAAUUUUUUAUCAGGCAGUCUUUCUUGCUGUUAUGAUCCUGUUACUACAUAAAAUAAAAAUUUGUUCCAUUCGAUUCAAAGCAUUUUAAAAAUUUCAGAGUUCCUUAUUUAUUGCAGAACACGAUUUUUAUGAUGGCCUUAUUCGGUGCCGAUUCUUAUUGGACGAACUAAUAGUUCCAGUAAAAUUGAUAUUUUCCUGUUCACUGCUUUAUAAUUUUGUUUAUUGAGGGACGAGAGAGAACUCACCUGGAACCUUGUCCGGUACAAAUCAGUUUAUAACAUUUUUUCAGUAAUUAAGUUGUAUAUCCUGUUCCAAUUAGAUAAAUACCAUCGUUUCAUUUACCUUCACCAUAAUUAUCAGCUGAUAAUUCGCAUAUACGACUAAAGGCUUCAAUCAUUUUUUGUUAAGCGUCCCAUAGAUUUUAAUGUUGCUUAUUCCACUGUUUGUGGUGAUGAUGAGAUGGACACUAAGACAUUCAUUUUCAGAUUAUUUUUGUGAAGCAUCAUGUAGAUUUAAAUGAUGCUCGCUCUCUAUUAUUUGUGGUUAUUGAGAGAUACAUGCAAAGGCAUUCACAUUCAGACCUUCCAAGAUGGCAAGUCUUAGCCAUAUUCUGGUACUUGUGUAUUUCCUGGGGGGAUGCCUUCGUUGCCAACUGAUAAGUUGUAAACCUACUCGAUGCUGUAGGAUCGUUCAGUGGCUAUCAUCGGGGGUAUUCUGUAUCUUUUAUAUACGUAUAAAUGAAAUGUGAUUGUUAACACCAUGUAAACAGGUUGACAUUUCUUAGGUUAGGUUGUGUUUACUGUGGUUGAACCCAGCAACACCAUGUAUCCAACCUUUGUGCAAAAUUUGGUGAAACAAGCUAUGAUGCUCAGGAAUGAACAGUUCACUGCUUGGUCAUAGAUCUCCCGUAUAUUUUUAGCUACUGUUUAGUGUUAAUGAUAUUUUCAUGACUAAUUAAAUGUCUGCCUAAUUUAAAACAUUUCAAUCUGAUGACUCAUUUCCUCAUCUAAGCCUGGGUCAACGUUCUUUACAAUACUUUCUUUUUAAUCUUGUUAUUGCCAUCCCAUACACUGACGAUAUGAUAACUAGACUUCAAACUGCUCUUUGGUGCCUUGUCCUUCUUUUCAGGUUCUACCUAGAAAGAUGUUUGAUUUUCUUGAUGCCCCUGUUCCAUACAUUGUAAGUCUGAAAUUUCUUUCUGCCCAUGUUUCUUCUGUUCAUCCCCCCCGAGUUCUUUUUGCCAAUGUUUUGAUCAUGAAAAAUCCCUUAAUUUUUCUGUGAAUUUUUUUUUACAAGUGGGUGUUAUGUUCUUACUGAUCAUUGAACACUGAUUCCGUCUUGUAGGUUGGCAUACAACAUAAACCAGCAGAUCUGAAGAUCAAAACUUCCAACCUUGUGAGGGUUGACGUUUGCAAGGAUCAGGUUGGAGCAUGGCUUGACAGUCCUUUUUGACUAAAAACCAUUGUUGAUAUGCGCUGAUAUUUUUGGAUAAUGAUUUCUUAUCCAUAACACUCUUUUGUUUCUAAGUGUACCUGAUUAUAAGGCAUCCAACAUUUUUCCCUAUGUAAUAGAUGUUAUGAAAAAUAUUUAUUUAUGCAGAGUAUUACUCUAGCUUAACAUUUAAUUUUAAUGAUUCAGGUGAAAAUGUGUUAUUUGCCCCCACUUCCUCGACACAGGGAACUUGUCUCAGAACUGAGUCCAAUCCACACUAGACUUUCUUGUGAAGAUUUCCUAGCUAAACGACAUCCUGUGUAUAGAUGCAGUGAAGUUCAGGUAUCGUUGUGUUUCCCAGCAUGUAGAAUAUGCUUUCUCUGUUCUAAAAUAGUUCAUCAUACCUGCUGUAAAUAGACGUAAUUCAGAUCUCAAUAAUAAGUUAUAUUCAGUAGGCAUGUAAAGGUAUUCAAUGCUCACCUGCUGUUCUUGAACAGCGGUUGGAUUUGAGACUAGUCAACCUUUGGAUCAUUGUUGCAAAAGUUAGGGCAUUAAUUGGACGUUGGAUAUAUCAAACAAAGGAUCUUCGUCAUCUGUCAAGGGUUUAUGUGGCAUUUUGAGUAUGUCAGUCCUCCAAAGGGUGCUCUCUAGUACCCGGGAAAAUGUCAAAGACUACUUUACUUUAUUAGUUGCCAGUUUCGGCCCAUGGAACAGGGGAAAAAACCUUCAGAUGGCCAAACAUCCACACAGGUGGAAUUCUUCAUGCUCUAUAGUUACUGAUCCAAAAUGCACAGGGUUUAUUAAUGCUUUAUCCUGCGGAAGAUUAUCUCAGUAGGUAUCCUGCGGGAAAAAUGCACAGGAAGUAAAAACAGAAAAUUUCAGCUCAAGUUCAGAAAUAUAAAAGAUAUAAUCGACGUGGCAUUAUUGUAUGCAUUCAAAUGUUCAAGAGUUACGGGAACGGGAGGUGCCCAUCAAUCUGGCCAGCCGAAUUUUAUCAAGAAUUUGCUCAACUUUCUCUUGAAAAAAAUUUGAGAUUUUUUUUAAUCAUUGACACUCAUGUUAGCUGUUGAGACGUUUUAUUAAUGUCUUCUUCUUCUUCUUUCUGUAUCUUUCGUAUUAUAGUUUUUCUUUUCAUUUUACGUUGUUAUCAGUCCUUUAUUUUGUUAAUAUAUUAGUUGUUGAUUUCCACCAUUAAUAAAAAUUCUCAAAAGGCUCCUCUUGAUUUCGAAAAUGUUCUUGAUGAAGAGGCAGACGAAGUUCUGAUAUUUUGGCACAGUUUUCAUUCUUCUGUUUUAUGGUCCAGGCUGAGGCAGCUCACCAAUUUUUAAGCAUAUUGAGGAACUAUCUGGAAUCAUUAUGCUCAAAUUUGCGCUCACACACUAUUACAGAUGUGCAAUCAAGCAAUGAUAGGGUCAGUAAAUGAGCAAAUCUAGAAACCUUUCUGACAGAUGAAUUGGCUUUCAUGUUUAUGCCAUUAUCUCACACAUUAAGAUAUAAUUCUUGUUUUGUUCAGGUCUCACUCCUGCUUAAAGAAAGCUUUAUCGAUUCAUUUCCCAAUAGGGACCGUCCAUUUAUCAAGGUACUUGGGAGAUUUCUCUCGAAUUUGUGUUUUUUAAUAGAAAACCUUUGUCCAGAACCUAUUUUAGCAUCUUGCGUUGCAGAGAAUUUGUAGUUUCCUUCUUUUUCAUGAAAAGUUUCGCGAAAGAUGCAUUGUGUACCACAUGUCAUUUAUUGGAAGGGCGGAGCAAUGGUAGAAUCCCCAGAUAGCUGCCUCCAUGGACAUUCAUUCACAGGGGUGUUUGUAGGAAAGAUUUAAUAUUAGGUAAUCAUCUUCUGAUGUGCACAGUUCAAAUAUGAUAUUGCAGAUAAUAAUCAUAGGAAAAAAUUGUCAUCAACCCGGUAGACUAGUGAGAAAGGAAUAGGAUCCGUCUCCCAUUUAUGUAGAAACAAAAGCGCUUUGGGAAACUUCCGGGUCACAAAUCUCCAAGGUUGAAUUCCAAGAACUGAUGCAUUUGAUUUAAUCUUGUUGGCUAUGGAUCUGAAAAAAGAUUCCGUUGUAUGCUUGCACUUAAGAUUCCAACAUGAUGUCCAGCAGUCAGAAAUCUGUGAUGUUUCCUAUUUUAGUUCGAAGAAAAAGGGAUAUUUAAGUUUGCCCCAAUGAUUCAUAUGAUACAAUAACCCGCUGUGUACUACAUACUUUGGAAAGCUCCAUGGACGAACUCCCAUUUGAACAUGUGGUACACAAUUGAAACCUUGGCCCAUCUUAAGUCUCACAGCAUGCACAAGGAUUCUACCAUUGCUCCGCCGCUCUCCUGGUGCAUGCUGCAGAGAAAUUGGCUUUCUGCUGUCUGACCUGGAGUAGAACAUUAAAGACAACAGACAGAUGAUGCUUCUAAUGCUUAUAUUUUCUCCAGUGAUCGUCCUAAUAUCCCAUACGACAAAGAAACAGCCUCUUGUGGCUUUUUUUGACUGAGCUCUGCUGUUUUCUGACAUGGGAAACCUUCCCACUCGAUUGAAACCUUGGCCCAUCUUAAGUCUCACAGCAUGCACCAGGAGAGCGGCGGUGAUUCUAGAAGCAUUUCAUUGGACCCACCCAUCUUAUGGCCUCUCAUAUUUCAUAUUUCAUAUUUCAUUGGCUAUUUAUGACAUUCAAAUCCUUUCUAUUAAGUCAAUUUAUUUAUUUUAUCGUAUUAGCAUGAAUCGCAGUUAUAGAAGCUGAUCAGACAUCCAAUAAACCUUAAGAAAACAUGUAUCUGGGGGAGCAAUAAUCUUAGGAGCAUCCCAUGAAGCUAUCUAGACUUACUCUUCAAUAAGUCCCCACUCAGCCCUCUAUGUGGAUAUAUGACUAUGCUUUGUCAUAAUGGCCGUAGAAUUAAAUUUAUUAGUUUUUUACUGACAUAAUCAUCUCCACCAGCUCUUUGUAGACACUCAGAUGUUCUCUGUUCUCUCGGAUUCCCGUCUCUUGAUGUACGAGAACGAAAGUCUUUGA